CUUACCGGCCUCACCCAGCAGCAGCCGACAAUCUACUUCAUUCACUUCAGAAGCCUCAGACGGAGAAGUCGCACUGAGAAAAGUUACACGCCUAACAAAAUUCUUAGAUAGAAUCCCUCGGAUACCGAAACCAUGGCUGGAGUGAGCUCUUGUAUGAAGUAUUCCAUGUUCUUCUUUAACUUCUUGUUUUGGGUUGCUGGGUGCAUUAUCCUUGGGGUGUCCAUAUGGCUCCGUGUGAACAAAAACAAUCAGAUAGUUUCUUCUGAUAUUCCUGCUGUCAAUCUGCUCAUCGCCAUUGGUUCCAUCAUCAUGGUUCUUGGAUUCCUUGGCUGCUGUGGAGCAAUCCGAGAAAGUCGCUGCAUGCUGCUGUUGUUUUUCAUUGGAUUGCUGCUGAUCUUCUUGCUGCUGGUUGCUGCAGGGAUUGUUGGCAUUGUGUACAAAUCCAAGGUUGAAGACGGUGUGAAGGAAGCUUUGAAGGGCUAUGUUCCAAUAACCAGCCAGACCGAGGAUAUCCAGAAUGCUAUGAACAGCUUACAAAGCGAGGCAAAGUGCUGUGGAAUUUUCAAUGGUGCUAGUGACUGGGGAAACGCUGUUCCCGAUUCUUGUAAGUGCCAACUGCCUAACAACUGUACUACGUCGGGUACAACCACCGUUUAUAAACUGACCUGUGGAGACUACAUCAUUCAACAAAUGCAGAACAACAUGAUAAUCGUCUUGGGUGUUGCUUUUGGACUGGCCAUCCUCAUGGUAGGAAUGCCUGGAUUGAUUCAUUUUGUGGGUUGGGGAUUUGCUGUCUCUUGUCAUCUAAGGCAUAUAAUAAACUUUCCUUCUAAUCUGAAAAGUGGCAAAAAUUAUUUUGCUGAUGUGAUGUUCUUCCGGUCUCUGGGAAGCAUGCUGACUAGUCUCCCCAAACUGAAAAGUCUAACCUCACAUUCAAUAUGCCAUUUCAUAACUGGGGGUGCAGGCAUUUUAGGCACUUCAUUUUAG
Molecule: messenger RNA, 987 nt
Organism: Polypterus senegalus (gray bichir)
Lineage: Eukaryota; Metazoa; Chordata; Cladistia; Polypteriformes; Polypteridae
Product: tetraspanin-8-like
Exons: 7
Coding region: 133-987 (284 amino acids)
Cellular component (GO): membrane
Source: RefSeq, a predicted model, not a curated record